CUGAAGUUGAAAAAUAAUGCUGUUCACCAUGUGGUGCAUCGAAAAUGGUGCAGUAUAAAUUCGUCUGCCGCGAAUGACUGCAUACUGUCACUUUGGAUUAAAGCAUGUCCCCAUCCAACGCUGAAAUGCAAUACAGAAAAAACAGUGAAACAGGCAAGGUGUUUGUGGUAGGAGUUGACAAAACUGGAACUUCUUUCGUGAAAACACUUCUGCAAACUCUGUACCUACAGCCUUGCCUACACUCCAGUGAUUUAUCAGCUGCCAGAACUGGAAUUCUCUCAGAAUGGACUGCUCUGGCAGAAGAAUCAGACAAACUUGCUCGUCAAAAGAAAUUGGGGAGGUUACUUGAAAACUAUAGAUUUGCGGCUGGUUUUCCAGCUGUAGCAUAUUUCGACGACCUAUUAGAAAUGUAUCCAAGCGCAAAGUUCAUUCUCACAAUUCGCGAGGCCGAACCCUGGUUGGCAACAAUAAGGUCAACGAGCCUACCGAGAGCAUAUAAAAAUUCAGACCGGAGACUCAUCGACUCCACAUUAUAUGUCGUUGGAUUUAAUCGGUUGGAACAACUAAAUAGAAGAAUGUUCAAACGACUUUUUGGACCUAACGUGGACCUGCAAGACGACAACCAGGUGAUACAGGCCUACAUUCGCUGGAAUGACUAUGUAAGGAGUGUGGUCCCGAAAGAUCAACUGUUGGUUUACAAAGUCAAAGACCGUUGGGAGCCAUUGUGUAAAUUCUUAGGAGUUCCGGUUCCAGACAAACCCUUCCCAAAUACACGAAGAAGUAUGACUUUGACAAGGAUACCUAAAUCCCAAAUUGACAGGUUACAGCAUUUCAUCAUUUGCCUUGCUGUCUAUAUUAUGAUUGGAAUAUCUGUAAUUCGACUGCUCUCUUAACUUCUCAACCUAUGUACCGGAACCUGAACUAUGAAUGUGAUUAGUAAUUGGGUCGUGCCGAGAACAAAGUAAAACGGGCUUGAAAUUCGUGAACUCGAACUUGAACCUAUCAAUCAAGCUGCCUCUUGUAUUCGUUUGUGGUUUAUUUAUAUUCAGUUAUUUUAUACAUAUAUAUUACAACUACCAACCUACUUCCUUCUGAAAUAUUACUAGAUUUAUUGCACUUACUGAUUCUUUU
Messenger RNA from Opisthorchis viverrini, 1131 nucleotides. RefSeq lists its product as hypothetical. The record is from RefSeq and is a predicted model, not a curated record. Lineage: Eukaryota; Metazoa; Platyhelminthes; Trematoda; Opisthorchiida; Opisthorchiidae. The coding region runs from base 105 to 893 and encodes 262 amino acids. The transcript has 2 exons.